Symbiodinium sp. CCMP2456 is the source of this 7335-nucleotide messenger RNA. The record is from the annotation of a GenBank genome assembly. Lineage: Eukaryota; Dinophyceae; Suessiales; Symbiodiniaceae.
AUGCCGGUAAAACCCGUGUCUGGAAUUCCGGAGGCGCCCCCCCGGUGCGUCACCUGGGUCGGUGACGCCGCCCUUCCCCCACAAGACCGUGGUUUGCGUGUCCUUGGGAGCCCGGUCGGUACGGACGAGUAUGUUGCUGCGCAACUCCAACACCUUUCAGCGCAGCACCGUGCUCUCCUCGAGUUGCUCCCCGGCAUCCACGACUUGCAAGUCUCCUGGCUGCUCUUGUUGUACUGCGCUUCUCCUCGCGUGCACUACUGCCUGCGGUUGCUCCCACCGGCGCUCACUGCCGUCUUCGCUGCCACUCAUGACCGCAACAUCUUGUGCUGUCUCGCCCAGCUGCUCCAGCUCGUCCUCGGUGGUGCCGACCCGUUGCCCCACUUUGCAGCCGCGCGUGCGCACCUGUGUUUGCGGCACGGUGGGCUUGGACUUCGCAGUGCUGCCGAGCACGCGCCUGCAGCUUACUUCGCAUCUCGGGCUGACUCGCUUGGGGCACUCCGUCUCCGUGAGCCUGAGUUCUGUCGCGCCAUCGCUGGCCAGCUCGAUGACGCAGCUUCGGCACCUUCACUCCCCCGUUGUCUGAGCUCUCUUGCCGGUGCUGUCCUCGUCCUCCGUCACGUCGGCUUCCAACCCCCCGCGUUCGGCCAGCUACCCUUGCAUCCCCCUGUCCCCCCUGCAAACCCUGACGAGCCGGACGAGCCAGUUGAGACCAUUCGGGGCUGGCAGCGCCCAGCCUCGCGUGCUGUUGACGACUGCAGUGCCGGCCGCCUCCGCGCCGCUUUCGACCCCACCUCGGUUGCACUGCUGGACUCCCAGACAACUUCGAGGAGUACCGGCGGCGCCUGGGACUCCGUGCGUUACACGAUUACGGACAACGUGUUCGCAAGAGUCAAAUUCUGGGGACUCCAGAAACUCAAGCGAGAGGCGGUCGAGGAACCGCUGGUCGCGGCCAGGAAGUGCGGCGACAGGGCUCAUCCUGGGAUGGGUGGGCCGAAGAUGGAUCCUGGCACGGGAGUGCCGGGACUGGUGGCUGGCGGGACAACGAGAACUGGAGCUACGCUGGAGAGGCAAGCGGGACUACGAGAAUUGGAGCUACGCUCUGGGACGGGGUCCCGCAAGGACUUCGGUGGCGAGAAGAAUUGGAGUUGGAAGGAUGGCUACGGGCCAGCCACCCAGGCUCGUUGGUCUAAGUGGGAAGCGGACUAUGUAGGACCAACGAGGGAGGCGAGCUCCGAGUGGUCUUCGGGAACGGGGACAGAGGAGGAGCUCGACAAGAGCUACUUGGAGUGGAAGAGAGCGGCCCAGCUUGUGAAACACUUGAGCAACGAGGAUGUUAACAAGAGCGACGGCAAGGAGAUCAUCCUCCGGGCCCUCGAGAAGUCUCCUUUGAUAAGACAGCUGGACAAGCACCGCGUGGACGAGCACAGGCGCCGGCUGAUGAGUUUGAACCGGGCCCCCGGAGAGUCGAUGGAGAGCUACGUGACCCGAGCUUCGAUCUACAGGACGCAUCUGUUGUCUAUGGAUGAGAGCAUGGCUAUGGGUGAGGCUUUCUACGUGGGACAUCUGGUGGACCACGCCCAUGUGACGAGGCCGGACCGGGCCAUGGUCAAGACGAACGCCGGCAGCGAGACCGACGAGCUCCUUGUGACCAACGCCCUCAUCGAGCUGGCCUGCGAGCUGGAGGGCGAGAGUGGAUACCCCAUUGGGGCUUCGGAGCCGAAUGCGGCUCGGAAUGGGGAAGAAUGGCUGCUGCAGCGAGGGGAGGGCCGAGGUGGACGGUUGGUGCCCAACAAGCCGGCCCGAGGAGUGUUCGCUGCGGAGGUACCCAGUGCUGAGCUCAGCGCCGACGAUGGCGAGACCAGGAUUGACGAUCCAGGCGAGGAGUCGCUAGACGAGGUAGACUACCCGCCAGAGCUUGCGGCGGCGGUGAACGAGGCCUACGGCAUCCAGCACCGCGCCAAGCAGAAGAUUGCUGAGGUCAAGAAGCUCCGGCAGUACUACCGCAGGCCGGACCCUGAGGAGCGCAAGAAAGCAUUGGCAGAGCAGAUGCGGAAGCACCCUUGCCAUGCAUGUGGACAAUAUGGCCACUGGAGCAGGGAGUGCCCGGGCGGUGCGAAGGGGCAGGCAACUUUGGGGGCGACCAAGGAACAGCCUCAAGCCGUUCUGGCCGCUACCUCGCGGAGAGGGAGCACGGGCAAUCUGCCGACGCUGGCCGAGGAGGAUGAAUGGCAACUCUUAGCAUCGAUGUGCCGGGACCCUGGCAGCCGAAAGCGGCCCGAACCGAGCCAGCACUUCGUGGCAGUGGAGCUAAGUGCCAUCAACGAGAUCAUGUGGUCGAUGCAGGCCGAAGGUCGAUGGUGUCGGGUGAUGGAGGAGCGCGAGGCCUUCAAGUUCGGGGACGGUGAGUUUCUGGUGCUCAAGCCGAGCCCCACACUGCGCCGAAGCCCUGUGAAGCACAUGGCAGCCUCCGCGUCCACGCCGAAAUGCCGCAUCUGCCAGAGCAGCGAGCACAAGACCCGGGAUUGUCCCCAGGUGGACUCGGAUGCCGAGAGCUUCUCCUUGAUCUACCACAAGGAGAUGGACUUGGAUGCUGGGGAGGACCGGGAUCGACUGAGGAAGCCAGCCCAGCCACGUGGGGCGAGGCCAAAGUCGGCAGCGGCGCCGGCGACACCGAGCGAGGCCAAGGAGAAGAACCCCACCGAGGAGACCGUGAGCGCCCUGACGAACGAGGAGGUGGAGUUCAUCCGCAAGCGCCGCGAGAAGCAAGCAGUUUCGCGGGCCCGAAUGAUGGAUCGCAGUGCCUUGACCGGCGAACUGGCGAACUUCCCCUCCGAGGAACUCGGCUUGAAUAUAGCAGGGUCCACGGCCAGCCGUAUGAGAACAUGGUGUUGGAAAAAGUUGGUCUGGAUGGUCAGGAUCAAGCAUGCAGUGGAGCGGGAUGGAGACCGGAGGUGGAAAAGGAACAGGAGGUGGCUUGCCGGAUUGCUGGGGAAGGAGAUUGCCUCCCUCUUCGGCCAUUUUGGGGUCAAGGAAGGUCUCGAGGGGAUCCGCAUUGUGGAGAAGGCCGCUCAGGACGAUGGCCGGUGGGUCCUCCUGGAGAUCUUUGCGGGCACGGGACAGAUGUCUGCAAUGGCGGCCCGCCGAGAAGGGUGGCGGAUCCUCGAGCCCAUCGACUUGACUACGGGAUGGGAUCUGAAGGACGCCGACGGUCACUACGAGAGGCGGAGGCAACAGCUCCGUCUAUGGGAGCUUGUGGGCGAGGUCUGGAACCUCCAGGUGGCCGGCCGACGACUGGUCAUGGUGGAGCAGCCGGUGCAGUCUCGGGCUUUCGAGCUGGAGUGGAUGCGCGACCGCGAGGAUGUUGUUCGGGCGGUUGUACAUCAAUGUGCGUUCGGACUCAAAGACCCCGAGAACCAGCGCCCCUACCGGAAGCCGACGAUCCUCGAGGUCAAUGACCCGGUCAUGGCGAAGGGUCUGCUGAAGGGGGCGUACCGCACGCAUCGCCUGGAAGAGCACCAAGCGAUCAGCGGGGAGUGUUUGAGCGGCGGCGCCAUUCGACGAAGGUCGGCGGUGGCGGCUGAGUGGCCGCGUGGGUUCUGCGAGCAUGUCCUGCGUGCAGCUGAGAUGGCGCUCGGGAAGCCAGCGCCGGGACCGGUGCAUUGGUCUUUGACGGCGGAGAUUACGGGGUCACUGUGGGAGGCCGCACCGGUGACGAGCAGCGGGACCCCGGAGGAGGGGGUCCGAGAGCAGUUAGCAAAGCACGGCGCCACCGGCAACCGUUACGACUACAUCUACUUCGAGGGCGAGGAGGCGCAGCAACCUAGGCGGCUCAGGGCAAUGGUGGCACAUGUGCAUGUCACACUUGGACACUUGUCGAAUGAUCGGCUGGCUCGGAUGUUCAUUCUGAGUGGUGCGCAGAAGGGUGUGAUUGCCCUUGCCAAGUCCCUGCGGUGCCAGAUUUGCGCUAUGGUGCGACCCCCAGGACAGACGCCUAAGGUCUCCUACCGGAAGCCGAAGCACUUCAACGAGAGGGUGUCCGGAGACACCUUUUUCGUUUGGGACGCCGAUAAUAAGAAGUACGCGGUCACUCACUUCUUGGACGCCCUGACCGAUUACCACAUCGGGGACCUCACUGAGAACCUCACCUCGAACUUCGCCCGGGAGGUCCUCACUGACUUGUGGUACGGUGUCUUUGGCCCUCCGGAUCAAUUGGUCACCGACGGAGGCAUGGAGUUUCGCGGCUCCGUGGAGGCCCUGAACUCGCUCUUAGGGGUGUUGCACGAGGUGGUCCCCGAGGGAGCCAAGUGGAGGAUGGGCCAAGCGGAAGGGCACGGGGCCGUGGCUAAGCUCAUGGUCAUGCGCAUGGUCCGGGAGCUCAACUUGAAGGGUGUCGGGGAGAUGAGACGGGCUGCCAUCUCGGCAUUUGCGGCUAAGAGCCGGACGUGCAACAAUGGCGGUGUCUCCCCUAUGCAGGCCGUGACGGGGAGGAACGUGAUGUUGCCCGGCUCGAUCAUGGACCAGAUCACAUCUGGAAAGGUGAGGUUCAGGUUCAAUGAGGCCGCGACCAAGAGUGAAGCAGUGGCCAGGGCUGAGCGGAUCCGAGCGGGAGCCGUGGAGUCCUUCCACUGGCUGGAUGCCCAUCAAGCUCUUCGCAGGGCACUCGCAGCCAAGUCGAAGCCACCGGACAUUGAGGGCAUCAAGGAGGGCACGGUGGUGUAUGUGUACGAACCCCCACCUUCAAGGCGCGGCUUGGCGCGGCGAUUGCAGGACAACUUGAGCUGGUCCGGACCAGGUGUGGUUGUCUGUGUGGAGAAGGACGCGGAGAUUCCCCGCCGACUCUGGGUGCGACUGCGGGGUAAGGUCAAGGCCUUUCCUCUCGAAAAGGUGAGGCUUGCCACGGCGGACGGCGACCCCGAGGACGAUGCAGACGUCGGCGGGGAUGAGAAAGAUCGCCGAGAGCGCCGGGCCAAGUUGCUGGAAGACGUUCCCCAUUCGGUGAAACAGCGUCUCUUCGAGAAGUUGUCAAAACAGUUCGGGGGCCCCUACCAAGCUCCAAGAGGCCGAGCUCCGGAGUCGCAUGGACCAGGCCGUCAGGGCGGUGCGGAAGGUCAUCAACCGCCACAAGAAGGAUGGCCAAGGAGCGACCGUGCGGCAGGCAGCCAAGGGCAAGCUGAGGUGGAAGUGUUCGCCAUGGAGGGGGACCUACCAUUGCCUCAUCUACGUGCGGGCGAGCUGGAGGCCAUGAUCCAGGACACCGUUGGCCAUUGGACUUUGUGGACCGGGAGCUCUACGUGGGCGGGGAAGCAGGAGAUCCUCGAGGUGAGCGCCGAGAUCCGACGUCAGGAGUGGGAAGGCGUCACGGAGGUGGUGACGGGCCGGGCCAGGUCCGAAUACCGUUGGGCCGACUUGGAUGAAGCCUGGAGACAAGCCUAUAUCGCUCCUCUCAAGAAAGCGAUUCAAGUGUACGUGGAGCACGACGGCAUCCGAGGCGUACCCCAAGGACAGAUGGUCGACCCUGGGCGCAUUUUGGGGUCUCGCUUUGUACUCACCAACAAGGGAGGUGAGGAGUUGGCCGAGGCCGAGCUAAGGGCGAGGUGGAUCUUCGGAGGCCACAGAGACCCGGACGCUGGUCUCUAUGCUACAUCCUCACCUACGGCAAUAAGUUUGCUGGGCCAUAACCUUAUCAACUUUGUGGCGGCGCAAAAGAAAUGGGUGGUCCACUACGAGGAUGUGAGCUCGGCUUUUCUACAAGGGAAGGAACUUCCCCGGAAGGAGAAGAUCUACGUGAAGGUCCCCAAGGGCUACCCCGACGAUACCUCGUGGAGCAGCUGGGCGCAGAUUGCCCAGCGGCUAUGGUACCUGGAGUACAAGGACUGCAUCCAAGACCUCGGCCUGGAGGAGAUGAAGCUGAUACCGGGCGUCUUCCGGGCCUUCCACCCACCGCUAAGGCGAGAACUUAGGGCGAUGGCCAGCAUCCACGUGGACGAUACAAGGUUUGCGGGGGAUGAGACCUCGGGCGAGAUCUGGGCCCGUCUCCGGGAGCGCUUGAAGUUUGGGAAGCAUCGGCAGGCGACGGAGGGAUGGGUCAAGUUCUGCGGCCGCUGGGAGCGACAGGACCCAGUCACCUACGAGAUGGAGUACUCGAUGGACGAGUAUGUCAAGAAUAUUCCUUUGGCAAAGGCACCCCCGGAUCCGAAAGCGGGUCCAGAACACCACCGAGCAUCUUCAUCGACAUCUACACCAUCGACUGGGGUCCUGAAGGAGCAGAGUGGGCCAGAACACCGCCAAGCAUCUUCGUCGACAUCCACACCAUCGACUGGGGUCCUCACUGAACAUGAGUCAGACAUCUGGGAGGUCCUUCAACGGCGGGUCGUAGAGACCGAAUCCGAUGGUGUGCUCACGGAGGGGGAGAAGAAGCUCAUCAGCUCUCUGGUGGGACAGCUGAAUUGGGCAGCACGGCAAGGAAGGUAUGACCUGUCCUAUGUGGCAUCCUUGGUCCAACAGCUGGCCGGACACAAUCGAAAGGAUGCUCUGCGGUGGCUCAACCUAGGCAUCAAGCGGGCUCAAGAGACCUUGAACUUUAAGGUGAGGAACCUCGGGUGCCCGCUGGACGAGAUGCUGGUGGUUUCGGUCAGUGACGCAGCCUACGGGGCCAUGCCAGGGGGGCAUAGCCAAGGGGGCAACCUAGUGAUGUUGGGCCAUCCCAGCAUUUUGCAGGGAACGGGGCCACUGUGCAUCCUCGAGGGGAACAGCACCAAGAUCCACAGGGUGGUGAGAUGCUCCAUGUCAGCAGAGAUAUCAGCUCUCACCACAGCCUAUGAGCGUGGCGACUUCGUGAGGGCAACGCUGGCCGAGCUCAUCAACCCGGAGUUUGAGCUCGACAAUUGGAACAAGCAUGUAGCCAAGUGGACCCACAUCCUCACGACGGACGCGAAGACCGGCUACGAUGCUAUAUCCAGUGAGGCCAUGCCGGCCGAUAGGAAGAUUGCCAUCGACGUGGCCGUCUUAAGGCAAGCAGUGCUUGAGGAGGGCGUUGGCGCCUUGGUGCGGUGGGUUCCGGGCUCCGAGAUGGCCGCCGACGGGCUCACCAAAUGGGGCCACAACAAAGUACUUUCCCGGGUGAUCUCUCGCGGCGAAUGGGCGCUAGCAGACAAUCCACAAGCUCAAGAGCUACGCCGGCCAGAAGCGAAGUGUUUCGCCAGAGGGGAGACGCAUCCGACGAAGCCACAGGAGGCUCAGACAGGGCAAGUGUGUGAAAAGACCAGAAGAACCAUGGAUUCUUUCGACUUCCUCUCUGGAUUUGGAGUUGAUGUUGGGAAGGCUCGUGACAUUUGA